Molecule: messenger RNA, 1625 nt
Organism: Uranotaenia lowii
Lineage: Eukaryota; Metazoa; Arthropoda; Insecta; Diptera; Culicidae
Exons: 2
Coding region: 167-775 (202 amino acids)
Source: RefSeq, a predicted model, not a curated record
UCCGGGUUCGUGGAAAUUCAAGUGGCAAGUGUGUUUUUGAGGGACAGUUGAAAAAAAUUACGAAAAAAAAACAUUCUGUUUGAAGUGUUUUCGGCUUGCGGAGGUUUUUUUUUAUCGUCAUAUCAUCGUCGGGUCGAAUUUCGUGCCGUUCAGCAAUCCUGCCAUCAUGAAACUAUUCCUGAUAAUUUCUGCAUUCGUUCUGAGCGCCGUGGCCUUCCCGGAACCACCUCGUGCCCGCAUCGUGGUCCCGGCCAAGCAACAGCAACUUCCGGAAUAUGAAUACGGGGCACCGAAGCCGGAAUACGGACCUCCUCCGGCACCGGAGUAUGGGCCACCGGCUCCUUCUUACGGACCUCCAGCCCCCUCCUAUGGACCUCCUCCGCCGCAAAAGCUGAUCACCAAAAACGUUUACGUUCAUGUUCCCCCAGAGGAGCCAACCGAAAUCAUCAAAAGCCCGGUUCUAGAGGCCCCGAUAGCCAAGAAACACUACAAGAUCAUCUUCAUCAAGGCCCCGGCUCCUCCGGCUCCGAUCCAGCAUCACAUCCCACCCCAGCCACAGGACGAACACAAGACCUUGGUCUACGUGCUCGUCAAAAAACCGGAGGAUCCUGCCCCACUCGAAAUCCCACAACCGGAACCAACUGAACCCAGCAAACCGGAAGUCUACUUCAUCAAGUACAAGAGCAACGAACAGAAGGAACCGCCCAAGGAGUAUGGACCUCCGGCUAACACCUACGGACCACCUUCGGGUCCAGCAAGAUACCAGCAGUUCUAGGAAGCCAAAGAAAGAUAAAUCGCCUAAAGUAAAUAAAUCUUAAUCCUCGUACCGGUAAAAAGUUGCACCGGUACCUGUUAAACUUGUUGCUCGAUGCUUAGAACCAAUCCAAACCCCCACUUAGACUAAGCCUUACAAUAAACAUAGAAAAACACUCGAUUCCUAAUCCCUAAUUCCCUUAAUCCUAAUCCUUAAAACAAUUAUCCAAAUGAUAGAAAUUCACCACCGGAACAACCCGGGACACAAACAGACACACCUUCGUACAAGUUGUUUUCUAGUUUUAGUCAUAAGCCGUAGAUUAAGAGCGGAAUUCCAAAACGGAGCACUAUCGUAGACGAAUAACAGCAAUCAGAAGAUUGUGAACUGUGCUUCCCCAUAUUUAUUCAUCCAGCCAUCCCCAGAAAAACAACCCCUUCAUUAUGGAAAUCUACCGAACAAACUGUACAAAUAUUGACCAAUUCAACUCAGUCGAUAAAUUUACCUUACUCCCAAACCUGAUUCCCUUUCCCACAUCCCAAUCAGCAGCCCAUUCCCAUUCACAACCGCGUCCCAACAUCCAUUGAUUCAAAUUGUGGGGAAAAAGAACGACUUUCCUGGCACAAAAACACAAUCCAUCUGGAAACGUGACGAGAAGCAUUUUCUCCUCUGAAACGUCCCACUUGAUACCUGGAAGCAGAAUUUCGGCAGAACCGUUCCAGCUCCCUGUACGGGAACCCGAAAUCAAUGACACAAAUUGAGACUAACCAAACCGAAAAAGCUUGUAGCCUUCCUACAUGGAAUAUCGUUUGGGGAGAUCGAACCAUAAAGAGAGAGAAACAGCAUAAAUAAAAUGCAAAUUUGAAUGUGUAAA